Messenger RNA from Dictyostelium discoideum AX4, 1854 nucleotides. RefSeq lists its product as hypothetical. The transcript has a single exon. NCBI's taxonomy places the organism in Eukaryota, Evosea, Eumycetozoa, Dictyosteliales, Dictyosteliaceae. Bases 1 to 1854 code for a protein of 617 amino acids. The record is from RefSeq and is a predicted model, not a curated record.
AUGAAUAUAAUAAAAUCAAAUAAAAAGAUUAAAAAGAAUAAAAUUAAUAAUGAAAAUUUAGAUAAUAGUAAAUUAUUUUUUAAAGUAUGGAGAAAUUCAUAUAUAAGAUAUCAAAUUUUUCAACAUUUAAGAUUAUAUAAUAUUCAUAAGAAUCAAAUAUCAUUAACAAAUGAACAAUUAGAAGAAUAUAAAUAUUUAAAUUAUUGUAGAUCAAUUUAUUUAGUUGGUGAUAAAAUUGAUAGUUCAUUUUUAAAGGAUAAAUUACCAGAUAGUGUUGAAUGUUUAUCAUUUGUUUAUUAUUUCAACCAACCGAUAUUAAAUAGAAUCGAUUUCAAUUACAAUUCAAAUUAUCAUUGUAAUUUGAAAUCGAUAACCUUUGGAUACGACUUUAAUCAAGAAAUUAAAGAGACUGCACUACCAAGAUCAUUAGAGUCUUUAAAAUUUGGUAGAUUAUUCAAUCAGGAGUUGACCGAAACUACAUUUAAAAAUCAAAUUAAUUUAAAAUCAAUAGAAUUUGGUGCAAAGUUUAAUAAUAAAGGUAAACCAAUAAAGGUUGGAGUAUUUCCAAAAUCCAUUGAAUCUUUAAAGUUUGGUUUUCAUUUUAAUUCAUUCUUUGAUGCGCAUUCAUUACCUAAUGGUUUAAAAUUAAUUGAAUUGGGUUCAAAUUAUUAUCAAGAUUUAAAUCAAGAGGAUAUAUUACCACGUUCACUUACAAGUCUAUCAUUAUCAAAUGAAUAUAAAAUUCCAAUCACUUUAAAAACAAUUAAAUCAUUACCAAACUUAAUGCAUUUAGAUUAUCCAGGUUUCAUUUUACCAUUUGGUUCGAAUGAUGAAGUUUUACCAUCUUUAAAAUCACUUCGUAGUUUUAUUGAAUGGAAUGAUGAUGAUGAUGAUGGUGAUGUUGGUGAUGGUGGUGGUGGUGGUGGUGGUGGUAGUAGUAACUCAAAAUUACCAAGUUCUUUAAAUAAAUUAACAAUAUGUGGUACAAAUAAAAUUUUUAAAAAUAUUUCAAUACCAAUUGGUUUAAAGGAAAUUUAUAUUAAAUCCUUAUUAACAUUUGAUUCAUUUCAUAAUGGUAAAGAUAAUGGUGAUGUUGACAUUUCAGAUUUACAGUUAGAGAAAAUGACAAUUGAUAUUCAAAGAGUGUUUGCAGAAGAUAUAAAACUUGGUUUACCAAAAUUCUCAAUACCAACAUUUAAAAAAUUGGAAAUUCUUUAUUUAAAUAGUGAAUUCACUCAAGAUAUCUUUCCAUCCACUAUUACUUCAUUAACAUUGGAUACCUAUAAUAUGGUUUUUAAUUCAUACUCUCUACCUAAAUCAUUAAAACAUUUGAAAUUACCAAAUUAUAAUCAACCAUUCACCAAUAUUGAUUCAUUUCCAUGGAGAACUUUAGAGGAAUUAGAAUUUGGUAUGCCAUUUUUUCAAUCAUUCCCACCAUCGAUAUCUUUUAAAAAUUUAAAAUCUUUAACUAUUGGUAUUGAUUGUUUUAUGUCAUUCUCAAAAAAUUCAACCGUUGAUACUUUGUUCCCAGUUUUAGAAUCAAUUGUUUUUAUAAUUCCUCAAGAACUUAAAUAUAUAAUUUCAACCGAUUGUUUCUUCCAAUUAUUACCUAUUUCUAUAAAGCAUUUAAAACUUGGAAAGUAUGGAUUCGAUAAACCAUUCAAUGAUGAAUCAAUCAUUUGGCCACCUAAAUUAACAACUAUUUCAAUACCUAACAGAAUAAUUCAUUUAAUUUUUGACAAAAACUUUUCAUUACCACAUCAAUUAAAAAGUUUAGUUUGUGACAGGCUAUCUGCUGUUGAUGAAUUUUAUUUUAAAAUUAUAAAAGUUUGUCCAGAAAUAAAAUUUUAUUAA